AUGUACCAUUUCAGACAAAGCAAUGUAAUCGGUGCAGAUGGAUUCUUUCCUGCUGCGCGCGCCGCAACCGUCGCCAUCUGUCGUAGGCGCGGGAGGAAGCCGGAUAUCGACGGCGAAGCGCGGGCAAAUGGAUUCAAUGCAUCACGUGAGCUGCCGUCAUCGGGCAUUACGGUGCCAGCGACGGAGCCCGCGUAUCGGAAAGUUUCGUCGGCCUACACCGCCUUUACUACGGCGCCCGCCGCGCCGCCGCGUAACGGUGUGGCUUUGGGCCGUCAUUCCCAAACAUUAUUUCGACCUCGCCCCCCGCCCCCGCUCCAGCCAUUCGCGCCAAAUCCGAUUCACCUCUCGCGGCGCGUCAUCACCAGCGGGCGGGUGGCGCGGGGCGAGGGACGCGGGGACGAGGCGCGUAUUCAUGAGCAGCGGAACCCGGGCUCAGCGCGCGCCGCAAAGAGGGAAGAAUGGAGUGAAGGAGCUGAAGGUGUGUUGUCUUCUACAGAGAAGGCAUUUGUGUCUCUAGGUGCGACGCGGACCGAUGAGGUUAGUUACAUCAUUGUUAUCUUUUUGGUGGCGUGAUUUCUUCAUAACAAGUGGGUGAGUGACGUUUGUAUCCAGUGAUUCCUCCUGUAAAUUGG
Gryllus bimaculatus (two-spotted cricket) is the source of this 632-nucleotide messenger RNA. The record is from the annotation of a GenBank genome assembly. Lineage: Eukaryota; Metazoa; Arthropoda; Insecta; Orthoptera; Gryllidae.